AGCCUAUAACACUCACAAACCACAUAUAUUUAGUAUACCAAGUUUUUAUAGCGUGUAACUCUCCAUUACAUACCCUCUAAGAGAGGGACUUGAAUCCUCUAAUUUAAUUUGUUAACAUGGCGAGGCCUCUUCUUGUGUCUAACAUGCACACUCUUCUUCUAUUUUCAUCCAUGCCAACCACAACAAUUCUAUUUGUUGUUCUUUCAGUUUUUUCUAUUUUUUCCAUCAUCACUUUUCUAUGUGGUUCUAAGAACAUGAAGAAGCUCCACACAGAGGCGGAGGAGGAAGCAACGGUGUCUUCGACCAAGGAAACUAAGCUAAUUUCGAAGCUAAACAGUAAAAUUAGCACCAGAGCUAUUUCAAUGGUGAGGAUGCUAUCUUGGAGAAAAGUGCAGGCUGAAGGAGGAUUGGAAGAAGGAAACCAAGAAGAAGAAGUUCUUUGGAGGAAGAACAUCUUGAUGGGAGAAAAGUGUCGCCCGAUGGACGACGAAAAUUAGAGAUUUUUUAACGGUAAAUGUUAAUAUUGUUAUUUUUUUAUGACGACCAUAAGAUCAAACUUUAGACCUCCUUACACUAUUUAACUUUUCAAUCAGCCACCAAAACAUCUUUAUAUGCAUAAAGAAAAUUAGUAGUAACUUCUAAACUCGUGUAAGGGGAUAAAGGAUUUGUUUUGGAUUUUACAUAGGGUUUGGACUUUGAUUUGAAGGGUUAGAUUCAAAGUUUAUCGAUCGAGGUUUUUCAGAGUUGGAUUUCUAAUUCUAUGUGCUAAUUUGCUUCCUAAAAAAUAUCUCAAUGUUUUCUUUCAUA
Molecule: messenger RNA, 807 nt
Organism: Medicago truncatula (barrel medic)
Lineage: Eukaryota; Viridiplantae; Streptophyta; Magnoliopsida; Fabales; Fabaceae
Exons: 1
Coding region: 117-497 (126 amino acids)
Source: RefSeq, a predicted model, not a curated record